Molecule: messenger RNA, 1682 nt
Organism: Owenia fusiformis
Lineage: Eukaryota; Metazoa; Annelida; Polychaeta; Sabellida; Oweniidae
Source: the annotation of a GenBank genome assembly
GGCAAAUUGAGGCCAAGCAAAAUGAAAUUCUACUUGUUUCUGCUGAAACCCUUGGGAGUGAAUAUUUCUAUGAAUGAAUUUGCAAACCUUGUUCCUGCCUAUGCAUCUCUGAACAUCCAAAUGUUUAUAUUUCAAAUGUACAAUGAUUUGGCACAUUGUAUCAUUAAAACAUACAAUAAAUGUUCUGUUUGUAAUUGCAGGGAAUCUGAAGACACGGUGCUGAUGAUACUGAAAGAGACUUAUGCACUGAAAGGUAUAUCACCAAUAAAGCCUGGUAGUGACACUUCAAAGAAAACAGGGCCACCUCCUAUAGGACCAGGUGCAUACCCAAUGUCUGGAGGUCCCCCACAGGGGCCCCCAAUAUCUGGUGUUUCAGGACCACCUCCAAUGUCUCAAGCCCAGGGGUUCACACCCUCCACGAACUUUGAUUCAUCAUUUAAUAUGGGAGGACCCCCUCUGGACAGUAGUUUCACCCCCCAGGCUGCCUCAGGGCCUGUUGGACCACCCCCCAUGGCUGGAUUCAUGAGGAAACAAUAAUAAAACGCCGGCCAGGAGGAUUUACUCAGAAUUGGAAGCUAAUCCUGAAUUAGCAGCUGAUAUUGAAUCAAUAGCUAAUAUUGGAUUAGUAGCUAUUAUUGAAUUGGCUAACAUUUAUACUUUUAAAAUUAAAAUACUAAGUGUUAAUUCAGCAGUAUGCUUUUUACCAAUCUUUUUUCCCUAAUUCAGUUUGUAUUCCUUUGAUAACAUUGGGUCAAACUUUAUAUAUAAGCCAAGCUGGUUUAAACUUCAUAUGGGGCCUUUAAGUAAGAAAUCUUGAAGAUGAUAAAAAUUUGAAUUUUGAUUAGCUUCUAAUUCUGAAGAAGAGUUGGUUGUGGGAAAUGUGCAGUCAUUUAUGUAUUACACUGGAUAAGCUAGAAUAAGUAUAGUUUUUAUAAAACUAUCUAAAUACCUUGACAAAUUAUAUAUACAUGUAUUAUUCAUUUAUGGACAAUUUCUGGUGAAUAAUUAAGGAGAAAUCACUGUUGUAAAUUGGAUGUUGUUUAUUGUGAAUAACAGCUGUGUUACUGAUUAGACAUUGUUCACUCAGAGAAUUAUUACAUGUUACAUUAUUUAUGAUUACAUGUAACACAAUUGUCAUAGAAUACUUCUGAUAGUAUUUCUGGUGCAUGGAAUACUUUAAUAGCAUGUACUUCAACUCCAUUGUAAUAUAUGUUACUAGUACAGUAAAACCUGUACACAGUGAACACCUAUGGAUUCACAUAAUUAAUGCUAUUAUUAAUUGACCAAGAAAUUCCCCUUCCCGAUCUGAAUGUAUAUAUUAAAGAGGUAUAGUCAUACAUCUCCAAUUUUCUUAUCACUGAGAGUAGCUGUAUAGAAUUUAUUUAUAUUGAACUGUGAUCUGCAAAAUCAGAAUGGAUGUUUUAUAGAAAGGUUUGCCUUUUAUUAUUUUCCUUGCCUCUCCAUUUUGCUUGCCUUGGUUUUAGAGCUACCUACCGACAUGUAAUGUAUUUAUUUAUCAUAUUAAUUUAUCAUGCUAAUUAUAUUGAAUAUAAUGACAGUCUUUGGGUAAAUGUUUUGUUAGGAUUGUGUAUGCCAUUGAUUGCCGAUAAAUGAAUUGCAUGGAACUGCCUUAUAAAUAGUGUAUGAAUGGUGAGAAUAAAAUCUAAUUUUACCUAUACAAA